ACCGAACCGAACUGGACCGCGCGAGUCCGACUGUGAAGCCUUAGUGUUUGUGAAGAUGGAGGUCCGGUUCCUUCCGGUGUUCAUCUUUCUGCUGCUGCAGUCGGUAACGGAAGGAGCUCGAGCUAAAACAGAUGAUCUGUUGGUGAUCACCGCUGCCACUGAUGAAACAGAUGGCUUUAGGAGAUUCAUGAGAACGGCACGAGAAUUCAACUACACUGUGAAGGUGCUGGGUCUGGGUGAAGAAUGGAGAGGAGGUGAUGUUGCUAAAACUGUUGGAGGAGGACAGAAGGUUCGCUGGCUGAAGAAGGAAAUGCAAAAAUAUAAAGAUAAGCAGGACAUGAUCAUCCUCUUCGUGGACAGUUACGAUGUCAUCCUGGCGUCUGGUCCUGACGAGCUGCUGAUGAAGUUUUCUCGCUUUAACCAUCGUGUUGUUUUCUCUGCUGAGGGAUUCUGCUGGCCCGAUCAGCGCCUUGCUUCCAAAUAUCCUACAGUACACACCGGCAAACGCUACCUGAACUCCGGAGGUUUUAUUGGAUAUGCUCCAGAGAUGUACGCUAUAGUUCAGCAGUGGAAACACAAAGAUAACGAUGAUGACCAGCUCUACUACACACGCAUCUACCUGGACAAGGAGCAGAGGACGAAGUUUAACAUAACGUUGGAUCAUAAAUCACGGAUAUUCCAGAAUCUUAAUGGUGCAAUUGAGGAAGUUGUUUUGAAGUUUGAGAAAUCUCGAGUUAGAGCUCGAAAUGUCGCUUACGACACCCUUCCUGUUGUUAUCCAUGGCAACGGCCCAACUAAGCUGCAGUUGAACUAUCUGGGUAAUUACGUGCCAACAGCGUGGACGUAUGAGCAAGGAUGUGGUGUGUGUGAUGACGACCUACUGUACUUCAAUGACGUACCCAAUGAAGAGAUGCCACAGGUUCUCAUUGCUGUGUUUAUCGAACAGCCAACACCAUUUAUUGAGGAAUUUCUGGAGCGACUGACAACAAUAAACUACCCACACACACGCCUGAGAUUGUUCCUGCACAACAAUGUGGUGUAUCAUGAGCAGCAUGUGCAGCGGUUCUGGAAUCGGCAUCGUUCUCUGUUCCCUAAUGCUCGUAUUGUUGGGCCUGAAGAGAACCUAAAACACGACCAGGCCAGAACUAUGGCAGUGGAGGUGUGCAAGAGCGAUCCUGCCUGUGAUUACUAUUUCAGCAUUGACAGUGAUGUGGCUUUGAUCAACCCAGACAUUCUGCGCAUCCUCAUCGAAGAGAACAAGCCUGUUAUUGCCCCGAUGCUGUCUCGUCACGGUAAACUCUGGUCUAAUUUCUGGGGAGCUCUGAGUCCUGAAGGUUUUUAUUCUCGCUCUGAAGAUUACAUCGAUAUCGUACAGGGAAAAAGAGUUGGAGUGUGGAAUGUUCCGUAUAUAACUCAGGUUUAUUUGAUACGUGGUGAAGUUCUCCGUACUCGUCUUUUCCACGUAUCUCUCUACCAGGAGGAUGGUUUGGACCCAGAUAUGGUGUUCUGCAGAGCAGUUCGGGACCAGGGUGUGUUUAUGUUCCUGUCCAAUAGGGAUGAGUUCGGCCGACUGAUCUCAACCAACAACUACAACAUCAGCAGGCUGCAUCCAGACAUGUGGCAGAUAUUUGACAACCCCAUGGAUUGGAGGGAGAAGUAUGUCCAUAAGGAUUACUCUCAGAUCUUUGAGGAUGGCGUGGAUGUGGUGGAACAGCCGUGUCCAGAUGUUUACUGGUUUCCUGCAUUUUCAGACAAAAUGUGUGACGAUCUGGUGGAGACCAUGGAGCACUUCGGCCAGUGGUCCGGGGGCAAACAUAAUGAUGAGCGGUUAACAGGUGGAUAUGAAAAUGUUCCCACUGUCGAUAUUCACAUGAAUCAGAUACAGUUUGAGAAAGAGUGGCUCAAAUUCCUGAUAGAUUACAUCGCUCCUGUAACUGAGAAACUUUACCCAGGAUAUUAUGCAAAGGCUAAAGCUGUGAUGAACUUUGUGGUUCGUUAUCGUCCUGAUGAACAACCUUCACUCCGCCCACAUCACGACUCAUCAACUUUCACCAUCAACAUUGCUCUGAACAGCAAGGGGAAAGACUACGAAGGAGGGGGCUGCAGGUUCCUGCGUUAUGACUGCAGAAUUGAAGCACCAAGAAAAGGCUGGUCUUUAAUGCACCCGGGACGUUUAACACACUACCACGAGGGUCUGCCUACAACCAAGGGCACUCGAUACAUCAUGGUGUCGUUUGUAGACCCCUAACACUGUGUGUGUGUGUGUGUGUGUGUGUGUGUGUGUGUGUGUGUGUGUGUGUGUGUUCACUGUGAUUAAACACUCUAUUAUUAAGUCAGAAGUGUCUGUUCUGGUAUAUUGAGGCUGUGUUUGUGUUUGCCUUGAAAACUCAGUGGCAAUAAUUUUUAUAAAACCUUAUAGUGAGUUCAAAAUUUUUAUUUUAAUGCAACAGUUUUACCUCUGGUGGCCUUUUUGUUUUAUUUUAUAUAAAGCCAAAUAAAGUUUUUAAAUUUUUGAAUAGUUUUUUUUUGUAAAACAUUUUGCUAUCAGCUUUGUAUAAACUGCUUUAAAUUAUUUGAUUAUGUACAUGAUAAAUAAAAGCUGAGUAAAGUGAGUUUUCCAUCUUUAUUUUAACAAAGAGAAACACAUACUUUCCUCGAAAGCAGCUUAGUUGGUGAAGUGAGUGAGUGUUUAGUUUCACUGUUCCCUCUGGCAUGAUGUUAACGCCAUGUCAUUAAUUAAAGGGGUUCUCAUGAGCUCCAGUCUGAGCUUUAUGAUUCUUUGCUCUGAGCAAGAUGUUUAUACACCAAUGCCCAGCUUAAACAUCUGCCAGACUCUGUAAAUAUAAAUGUAAAUGCAGUGUGUGAGGUGUAUUGUGAGAGUGAGGAGUGUAUAGUGAGUGGAUACAGUGUAGUAUAGUGUGUGUAGUGUACAUGUCUAGUGUACAAUUAGAGGUUUUAUUUGUUUAUGGUUGAAGAUCUUUCUGCUCUGUACUUCUGGACUUUGGAGCCAUAAACAGGUGAAUAAUUAAUGUGCUGUGUCAGUCAGCAGAAUUAUCCCUUUGUGUGUGUGUGUGUGUGUGUGUGAUUCCUGAGAGUUGAGCAGGAUGGUCAGUUGGUAUUGAUCAGUGAUCAAGAAUCAGCAGUCACUGUAUGAAUGUGAUGGAAGAAAUAAAGUCUGCUCCUCCUCAGUCUCCACCCACAACUCCAACUCCCAAAGCUCCAGAAUCUCCCAGCCAUACCAUGGGUUUGGGAAGUCCUGAGUUACUGAAGGAGUUGAAGCAGCCACACACUCUGAAACCAGUUCACACACACACUGGAAUCACCACAGUGUUCUGUGGCCGUGGACGAAUUAAUGCUGCACCAGCCAGCCAAUCACAGACUUCACCUCCAUCUGCUUCCACCAAUCAGCAAAUAGCAAAGGGGCACUGUCUGUCCAGUGGCACACAGAAUUAAGAGGCUGUCAUUGUUCUGCCCUGCGUGUCUUCUUGAGUAUAAUUAGUCACAUCACUAAGCGUUACCUUCUGCAGACCUCUAUCAUAAUAACACACCUGUAGUGUGUGUGAUCAUGUUCUCACUGUAGUGAAGUAACAGCUAUGUAAGUGUGUUAUGUACAUUGUUUUCCCUUAGCAAGAUAACGUGUGUGUGUUUGUGUCUAGGGUUGUCACUAAUGUGCAUAGAUGAAUACAUGUUCUGCUGUUAUUGUUCAAAUAAAAUCUCAUAAACUACA
This is a messenger RNA of Ictalurus punctatus (channel catfish), 3727 nucleotides long. It is a transcript of the gene plod3, whose product is annotated as procollagen-lysine, 2-oxoglutarate 5-dioxygenase 3. Gene Ontology annotation, molecular function: L-ascorbic acid binding; procollagen-lysine 5-dioxygenase activity; procollagen glucosyltransferase activity. Gene Ontology annotation, biological process: peptidyl-lysine hydroxylation. NCBI's taxonomy places the organism in Eukaryota, Metazoa, Chordata, Actinopteri, Siluriformes, Ictaluridae. Gene Ontology annotation, cellular component: endoplasmic reticulum. The record is from RefSeq and is a predicted model, not a curated record. Bases 56 to 2248 code for a protein of 730 amino acids. The transcript has 22 exons.